UGUAUUGGUUACAAGCUAUAGCGUGUUGGGUGUUGAGGGCUUUCCUGCAGCCAUUUUUCUCUUCGAUAAGCAAAAGUUUUUUAUUUUAGGGCAUUAGCAUCGUUUGUAGGAUCAGAAAAUGACAGACGAUAAAACGGAAUUCGACUGGGGAAAUGAGAAGUUACAACGUGCUCAGAAAACUGUGGACGAAUCUCCGUACGAUUUGGAAGCAUGGAGCAUCCUUAUCAGAGAAGCACAGAACAGACCUAUUACAGAAGUAAGACCAGUUUUUGAGAAGCUUGUCUCUGUCUUUCCUUCAGCUGGACGUUAUUGGAAGAUUUAUAUAGAACAAGAGAUGAAAAUGCGCAACUUUGAAAAGGUGGAAAAGCUUUUCCAAAGGUGCCUCAUGAAAAUCUUAAAUAUUGAGUUGUGGAAACUUUACCUUUCUUAUGUCAAAGAAACAAAAGCCAGUCUUGCUACGUAUAAGGAAAAAAUGGCACAAGCGUAUGAUUUUGCAUUGGAUAAAAUUGGGAUGGAUAUACAUUCGUAUAGUAUAUGGAAUGAUUAUGUUAUGUUUUUGAAAAGUGUCGAAGCUGUUGGUUCGUACGCCGAGAAUCAGAAAAUUAGCGCGGUUCGGAAGGUAUAUCAACGCGGUGUUGUCAACCCCAUGAUAAACAUGGAACAAUUGUGGAAAGAUUACAUGGCAUUUGAACAAAAUAUUAAUCCAAUAAUUGCAGAAAAGAUGGCUAUUGAACGUUCCAGAGAUUAUAUGAACGCAAGACGGGUUGCCAAGGAGUUGGAAGCUGUAACAAGAGGACUGAAUCGUAGUGCACCGAGCGUACCUCCAACUGGCCAUCCAGAAGAAGUGAAACAAGUUGAAUUAUGGAAAAAGUACAUUGCAUGGGAACGUAGCAAUCCUCUAAGAACCGAAGAUACUUCUUUAGUUGCACGUAGAGUAAUGUUUGCUAUAGAACAAUGUUUACUAUGUUUGGGUCAUCACCCGGCGGUGUGGCAUCAAGCCGCACACUUCUUAGAACUUAGCUCGAAAAUAUUAACGGAAAAGGGGGAUGUAAAUGCAGCGAAGAAUUUAAGCGACGAAGCUGCUACUAUGUUCGAAAGAGCGACAAGUACAUUGUUAUCGAAAAAUAUGUUAUUAUAUUUUGCACACGCGGAUUUCGAAGAGGGAAGAGUAAAGUACGAGAAAGUGCAUCAAAUAUAUCAAAAGUUCCUUGAUAUACCUGAUAUUGACCCGACACUCGCUUAUGUACAAUAUAUGAAAUUUGCAAGACGCGCAGAAGGUAUAAAAUCUGCUAGGACGGUUUUCAAACGAGCUCGAGAAGAUCCGAGAUGUAAACAUCACGUAUACGUCGCUGCUGCGUUAAUGGAAUAUUACUGUACUAAAGAUAAAAAUAUUGCUUUCCGAAUAUUCGAACUGGGUUUAAAAAAGUUCGGAGAUAACCCUGACUAUAUACUUUGUUAUAUUGACUACUUAUCGCAUUUGAACGAGGACAAUAACACAAGGGUUCUGUUUGAAAGAGUUUUAUCUUCUGGUAGUUUAGAACCAGAAAAAUCAGUUGACAUAUGGAAUCGCUUUUUAGAGUUUGAGUCUAAUAUCGGAGAUCUAGCCAGUAUUGUUAAAGUCGAAAAAAGACGUAGCGCAGUCUUAGAAAAGAUCAAAGAGUUCGAAGGCAAGGAGACAGCACAAUUAGUAGAUAGAUAUAAGUUCCUGGAUUUAUAUCCGUGUACUCCAAUGGAGUUACGAUCCAUCGGAUAUAUGGAAGUGUCUAGUGUUGCCAGAAGUACAGUUGGUGCAUUACCGCGGAUACCGGAUCCGGAAGAGGCUAUCGCGUCUUUACCUAGACCGGAUUUGUCGCAAAUGAUUCCUUAUAAGCCAAAAGUAAAUCCAUUACCCGGAGAGCAUCCAGUACCUGGCGGUACUUUCCCGUUACCACCUGCCGCAGCGCAACUUUGUACCAUGCUUCCGCCACCAGGUUGUUUCAGAGGACCAUUCGUAGCUGUUGACUUACUUAUGGACGUUUUCAAUCGGAUCCAGCUACCGGAACAUGCUCCAUUGCCGGUAGCAGAUAAUGGUUGCGACACAAAAUUAUUCGACUUAGCCAAGUCCGUACAUUGGAUCGUCGAUGAAAGUAACGAUGGAAUAAGUAUCGGAUCUAAACGCAGAAGAACGCGUUUAGGAGGUGAUGAUAGCGAGGAAGAAGAUCUACCACCACCUCCGGCAAACGACAUAUACCGCCAAAGACAACAGAAACGAGUCAAAUGAACAAAGAAAUGAUAACCCGACAACAGAGUUACGUAUCAUCUCCAAGUAUCCUGGAGAUAUCUGAUACACGUUAUCAUAUAUUUUUACAUUUUCUCUGUUUGUUCCGGAAGGAGAUAUUUCCUGACGGGACAAACCUAUUAUUAUCUAAAAGCGUACGUUACGUAUAUGUAAGCAACUACUAAAUUCCUUAUGUGACACUGUGCACGAUAGUUUGAGUACUAUGUACUCAGAAAUCCUAUACUUACACCAUUGAUUUCAUAUUUCUUCAAAUGUGUUCAUUUAUAUAGAAAGUGUCUAAUUUGACCCGGACGGGGACAACAUUGAGAACGUCCAAUGGAUCGAACAUCAUUGUAUCGUUACCUAUUUUGCUAUGUAUUGAAAUCUUCAAAUCAAGAUUUAAUUUCGAGACCAUUGUUUAUGGUAAUUUGUAUAUUGAAAAAAAUGUUGCUCAGGCCUUAUAAGAAUUGUGGUGCAAAAGCGAAGGUGAUUGGUAAGACAUAUUCGUCUUUUAUCGGGCAGAAGUAAUUUGUUAUAAUUGUAAGUAAUUUGUAUCAUAAAAUAUUAUUUAGCACUAUUGUUUUAUGUGAAUUUUUAUGUACACUAUGCGAUAAGAGAAAAAACCGAUUUAUUUUUUUUUUUUUUCAUUUAUAGAACGAUUUACCUAAAUUCACGGUAUCGAAUCAAAUGUAUUCGAGAAAUUGGUUUCUUCAUUCCAGUUUCUAUUUCAAUAUCUAUUUAUUUUCGACAUUUGUAUACAAUUUUUGUAAAAUACCAAAUUGAUUAAACAAUUCAUUUAUCUAUCCAAUCUGUUCUAAAAUUUAUUUGAAUCGAACAUGCUCGGAAAGCUAUUCAUCCGAAUACAAUUGUUUCGCGCUGUAUGUUUAAAUCAAUUUAUAUAAAUUCGAUGUACAGGACCAAUAAAUUGUCAUCAUCCCAUUGCA
Osmia lignaria (orchard mason bee) is the source of this 3201-nucleotide messenger RNA. RefSeq names its product cleavage stimulation factor subunit su(f) (gene su(f)). Gene Ontology annotation, molecular function: mRNA binding; protein binding. Gene Ontology annotation, cellular component: nucleus. Gene Ontology annotation, biological process: mRNA 3'-end processing. The record is from RefSeq and is a predicted model, not a curated record. NCBI's taxonomy places the organism in Eukaryota, Metazoa, Arthropoda, Insecta, Hymenoptera, Megachilidae.